Molecule: messenger RNA, 4354 nt
Organism: Amphibalanus amphitrite
Lineage: Eukaryota; Metazoa; Arthropoda; Thecostraca; Balanomorpha; Balanidae
Exons: 18
Coding region: 289-3855 (1188 amino acids)
Biological process (GO): regulation of cilium assembly
Cellular component (GO): centrosome
Source: RefSeq, a predicted model, not a curated record
GAGGCAUGGCGAACCGGGCAUAGUCCCAUGACCACGGUCCUAAACAAUUUAUACUUGCAAGCUGUUAGUGAUAUGAGUUUACCAACACAUCCAUGACAAAAUGUUAUAUCCUCAGUCAUCACAAUGCUCCGUUAUAAUAUGCAAAUGUUUUAGUGACUACAAUGCAACGCAUUAUUGAGGACGUUUUCGCGUGCCUACGUUACACGAAAUGAUGCUAGUCCUCGCUAAGCCGUUCUAUUUACCCAUUCUUGAGUGCUAAUUGUAACCCAUAUCUACGCUACAUAAGCAAUGUUUGCAGCUAAGUCAUAUCAAGUAACACGCCCUGGCUUAAAAAAGCCGAAGCCGAAGAAAAGAAAGUUGCCCAGCGGUGGCGCUUUGUCCGCUCGUUCUGGCUCCACUGGCUCGCUGCCGGCGUACCCGACCCCUCGUCAGACCUCUGGACGGCAACGUUCAUUGACCGCCGACCAGCCGCGCUUACGUCACGCUCAGCUGGACUCGAGAGUGCGCGAGUCUGCUGCAAUGACCCGGCCGGGUCGUCGGUUGGCACCGCCCGCCUCACAGCCCGGCCGACAGCUGCAACUGGGAGACAGAUUGCCUUCCCUGCGAGCUCGGAUUGCCGAAAUGAAGGCGCUGGCCUCGUUCUUCCCCGACUCUGAGGUGUCUGUCAGCGACGCCACCGGCUCCGACACUCGUGCCAACAUCGCCAACAUUCUCAAACUGCGCGACUACGAACAGAAGGCAAUCAAAACGCGACGUAAACCAUUCAAGCCCGCCGGAGUGUCAGCAGCGCCGGGGUCGGGCUCGCAGCGCUCCCGGCGCCUGGAGCCGCCCGUGCGCGGCCGACGGCCCGUGUCGGGGCCGGUGCGAGACGGCUCCUUCCAGCGCGGCUCGCCGCCGAGACCGCGGGGCCGCACCGGCUCCUCCGCCAGCAGCGGCGACCGCCGCGACCGGCCGGCGCCCGGCGGGGACGGACGCGGGCGCGCCGACUCCUUCAGCGACGAACGAGACGACCGGGAGCACCGAGAUCGAAGGGACCACCGGGACCACAGAGACCACCGAGACAACCGAGAUUACCGACACGAGAGAGACCACCGGGACGAGCGGUACGACCGAGAGCACAGCAGGGAGCAGAAUCGCCGUAAUGACAGAGAUAAGGACAAUACGAAGGAAAGAGAGCAUCGCGAUCACCAGGAAGGACCGGUCCGGAGAGGAGAACGGGACGGGCCGGGGUCGCUCAGCGAUGACCAGGACCGGCGCGGGUAUCACAGCGACGAGCGCGGCCCGCCGGGAAAGGGGUCUCACCGUGACCGGUCGGACGAACGGGGCCCACCCGGACAGAAGGCCAACCGUGAACUGUCGGAAGAACGCAGCCGGGAACGGGAGCGGCCGGCGCCACCAGCGUCCGUGCAGUCGGAGCAGCCGCCGAGCCUGGCACGCUCCGACGGCCAAGACACCUCCUCCAAUUCGGCUAUCAACCCCCUCAAGCUGCUGGCGUCCCUGCAGAUCCCUAAUCUGAACGAGCUUGCGGCCGGCUCGGCAAACGGCAGUCCGAGAAACUUACACGAUGUCAUCAAGAACUUUAUGUGGGCCAAGCAGCAGGCCAGCGCCACGGCUAACGUCAUGAGCAACCUGCGCAGCAUCGUAGAGACCGGCGCCGGCGCGGCCAGCCAGUCUGUGUCGGAGGUGGGGGCGGACCGGCCGGCCAGUCAGCCGGCGGCGGACCGUGCUCCGCCGGCGGCGGUCCCUGACGGCGCCCCUGCGCCCCCGGCCGACGGCGGCUGGCACGACGGCCGGCCGGCGGACGAGCGAGAGGUCGAGGAGCGCGCCGGCACGGCCAGCUCGGCGGCCAGCCUGGCCUCGUCGGCGGGUACUACCUACCUGCUGCCGGGCGACUCUCGCUCGCAGCUGGCGGCCAGCUCCAAACACCUGGCCGGACGGGGUCUCCACGAGGGCGGCUCGGAGGCCGGCUCGGCACUCCGCUCGAUCAGCGAGGCCGGUCUCCAGUCGGGCGUCAUCCAGUCGACUCAGUCGGGCGCUCUCCAGUCGGUCCACUCCGGAGGACUGCCGUCCACCCAGUCCGGGGCCAUCCAGUCGAGCCGCUCCGGUCCGCUGCAGUCCGGCCAGUCCGGACUGCAGUCCGGUCAGUCCGACCUACGCUCCGGUCAGGACGUCAACAAACAGCUCACCGGGUCACAGGAACACAUGGAUGUCAACCAGCUCAGAGCCCAGUUCAAAAUGCAGCAGGCCAAACUCAAGCAAAUGGAACAGAAAAACUACGUGCUCAGUCUGGCCGUGGAGGGACAGGAGAAGACGAUCCGCACCAUGACAAACGAGUUGCAGGAUGCUCGGGAAGCGAGCAGAGGGAGCCAGCCGGCGGUGUGUGGCCCGGUGCAGCAGCCGCUCCCGACAGUCCUCUCCGCUCAGUCCUGUCCCAUCGAGUCCAGUAAGACGGAGGUUGCCGUCGACAACGUCGAGAACAAGAAUGAGCUAGAACGGCUCACUGCAAUCCUCGAGACUAGGGAACGCGAGCUGAACUUUCUCAGGAAUUACGGGCCAAUGAAGGAGUUAAACUCAUUCUCAAUUGGAAAAACAAGGAACGUACAAACUAUUUCCAGCCUCCAACAAUUCAAUCAGGACCUGUGUGACGGUUGGAGACCGCGGCUGGACGGCGGCCGCACCCGAUCCACGGAGCAGUACCGGCCGGUGGCGGCCGACCGCGCGCGCGUCCCGUCACCGCCGCUGCGGCGGCACAGUUUCACCGUACCACCGCCGCGAGCCGAAGACGUGUGGAUCGGCGCCGCCCCGUGCCCCUCUCGGCUCGGCCACGCCGCCGUGUCGUGCCAGUCGACUCCGCUGGUCGGCUCCGGCCGGCCGCCACCCUGUGUCGGCUCACAGGAGCCGCCUCAGCACACCGCCGGUCUGGCCGGGAGGCAGGACGAGCUGCGUCAGACGGUCCAGGAGAGCCUCUCCCGAGUGAAGCAGCUGGAGACAGAGCUGGCAGAGCUUAGAUGCACCAGAGACCGGGACCGGGACAGAGACCGCGGCGACCACGGCGGCGAGAGCCGCGGCCUGCUGGCCGACCUGAUGGGCCCCGCCGAGCCGGCUGCCGGCCUCGGCCGUCUCUGUAAGCCGUUCCCGCAGAUCGUCCGUAUGACGGAGCUGAAGCUGCAGCAGACUUACCAGAGCCUGGUGGCCGAACAGAACAAGAACAAACUGCUCAACAAGGCUCUGCACGAGGCCAACACUAGGCUGGAGCAGCAGGCGUCUCAGGCGGAGCGACUCAAGGAGCGACUGACCAGCUCUGUGGAGGAGCGCCGUCAGCUGCAGAGCCGGCUCUCGGCCGCAGAGUCCGCGGUCUCGGCCGCCAACAGCAAACAGCAGCAGCUCAGCGAAGAACUGCAGCGAAAGACGGAUCUACUGGCUCAGGCUUCUCAGUACCUGGAUGAGCGCAUCGAUCAGGUGGCGGUGCUAAGCCGCGAGCUGGACACCACACGGGCAGAGGCCGCGCACGAGGCGCGCCUGGCUGGCGAGAGGCUGGCCCAGCUGCGCGCCCGCGCCGCAGAGCUGGAGAACCUCACGGCCAAACAGGAGGCCGAGAACCGAGUGCUGAGACAGGCCAGCGCAGACACGGACCAGCUCACACAGUCCGGCCGGCAGCUGCGGCAGCGCGUGCUCGAGCUCUCCGACAAACUGGAGCGCAGCACCGCCAACUGCAAGAUGCUGGAGAACUACGUGCUCUUCCUGAAGGCGUCCUACAGCAAAAUGUUCGGCAGCACGGCCACGCCUGCUCCGGGCCCGGGGCUGGACGUGCCACAGUCGCUGCGGGACCUGCUGGAGCAGGCAGAGACACAAUAAACGCGUGUGCGACGGUGGUCAAUGGUCAUUACGACUUGUCUAACCCUUCUGUGCUUUGAUAAGCGGUGAACUGUUAGCUGUGUUGCCUGGUACACAGUGUAUGGUGUUCAGCGACCAAGUGAUACCGAAAGACCGGACUUUUGGCGGACAAUGAGACCUCUUAUGAGAGUGAUGAUGUCUAGUGUCUACCUUGGUUCGGGUCACAUUCGUGUUCAGUGAUGCAUGACAAGAUCAGGAGCUUGUAAGCUCAUCACCCUUUCGUAACGAUGUUCCGUCUGGUUAUGGAGUUCAUGUGCAAACGGACAUGUACUAGCGCAUGUAUAUUGUAUACUGUGCGGCAGGGAUAAGUCAUACUUGUGAUAUUCGAUUGACAAUCGUUUCAUGACGUAUCCAACAAAUGACUGUCUUGCAGCAUCAUGUAUCGGAGUAGCGAGUCGUUGUCGAUCAAUGAGCCGAAUGUCGUGUAAUCCAUGCGAAGCGAAGAAGACUGUGAUCCGCG